Messenger RNA from Dibothriocephalus latus, 915 nucleotides. The record is from the annotation of a GenBank genome assembly. Lineage: Eukaryota; Metazoa; Platyhelminthes; Cestoda; Diphyllobothriidea; Diphyllobothriidae.
CAUAUGCAUAUGGAGUGUCGAAACAAAAAUUUACUUGGUAUGGGCGUCGACGUCCUUUACCACAUUGGUCUCGCUUCCGACUCACAUGACCUCAAAAAGAUGUUUGGGGAUGUUAAGUUUGUCCUAAUGGGUGGCAGCCCGAAAAGGAUGAAGAAAAUUGCUGAACGCCUUUUAGAAGAGUUUAAGAUUGAAUUACCUUGUGGUACUGGACUUUCAAAUAUAGCUAACGCCACUGACCGUUAUGAAUUAUACAAAGUCGGACCAAUACUUUCUGUCUCCGUAAGUAUACUUUUCCUUUUAUAUCACGGUAUGGGGAUUCCUUCCAUUUCUAUUCUGCUCCACGAAAUGGCCAAACUCAUGUGGCAUGCUGGCUGCAAAGACGUUGCAUUCAUCCGACUUGGGACCUGCGGUGGAGUGGGACUCGAGCCUGGUUCGGUCGUCGUAACUACCGACUGCGUGGAUUGUGGCUUCGAAAACUUUUUGCAGCUGAAAAUCCUUGGCAAAACAGUUCAGAGACCUGCGAAGCUGGAUACUCAGUUGGUACAAGAACUGAUUGAAACCUCCAAAAGCGUAGCACAUGAUUAUACCGUCAUCUCUGGUCGAACGAUGUGUGCAAACGACUUUUACGAAGAACAGGGACGUCUCGAUGGCGCCAUAUGCGAGUACAGCGAGGCAGAGAAACUGGAAUUCCUGAAAAAAGCCCACGAUCUGGGUGUGCGUAAUAUUGAAAUGGAGUCGCUAGGAUUCGCGGCUUUCUGCCAUCAUCUCGGUAUUCGCGCUGCUGUGCUCUGCGUUACCCUUGUUGAUCGUCUGAAAAGUGAUCAGAUAAACGCGCCGCAUAGUGUGAUUCACGGCUGGCAAGAGCGUCCUCUGGAGAUCCUUAUCGCCUACAUGAAGAAACACCUCUCCAUGUGA